AGAGGGAGCCGAAUCGAGGUACUCAGCAUCAUGAGCCAUUCCUGGUGACUAUUUGAUCUUUUGCUUCUUCUCUCGCUCUUCUCUCUGUGGUUUAAUUCAGAUUGAGUUCUUGCAGCACUGCAUUGCUAACUUACGAGGAAGAAAAAGACAGAAAAACGAAAAGCAAAGGAGACAAAACGAAGAAGGCAGGGAAGGGAAAGUACAGCUGAUUGAAACCAGGCCUCAGGGAGUCCAGAACCCAUGGGAAGUGCAGGCAAAGACCAGGCAAGAAACAAGUCCUCUCAGAAGCUUGCGUCGGCAGGUGUGGAGUUGUGUAAGCUAAAGAGCAGAAACUAUAGUCAGCCUAGUACCAUUGACCAUAUGAUUACCACAAGAAGGCUACCUUCGGAAAAACCUGUCCACAUUUCCUUAAAUCUUGAUGGAUUGACGGAGCUGAAUAUCCCUGAUGAUUUUAUACCAAGUGUUUAUCUGCAACUUGAUCAGCAUCUACAGCCUCUGCAGCCAUGUCUCAGCUCCAAGGAGUCCAUGCUGGUAUUCGAGCAGCACUGCAGGCUAGCUGAGGAGUACUACAAAGUCCGGAAUGAAAUUGCGCUCCUGCAAGAAAGAAAAAAGCAACUGAUUGCAGAACUUGAUCAAGAUGAAAAGGAUCAGAUGAACGCUUCCCAUCUAAUGCAAGAAUACCAACAAGUCUCUGAAGACAAUCAGUCAUUGACAACCUACCAUUUACAGUGCAGAGAACAUCUAGAGAAACUUCGGGUAUUACUGCAACAACAGCCAGGAUCUUCCUGACUCUAGGCAUGUGGUCCUGUAUUUUAUUUAUGGCAAACACAAUGCUGGAAUAGCUGUGGAAUCUUCUUUGCAGAUUCACGGAAACAAAUUCGAGAAAUUUGCAAUGAGGAGAAAAGAAGCCAUUUUGGUCGUUCACUGACUAACUAUGAAGUGAUUUGCAGCAUUGCUGCAUUCGACAUGAGCUUGCCUUUUUAAUGUGUAUCCAGUAUGUAGCAAGACUUGAAAUUGCUAGCAUGAAAGAGUACAACAUGGAAAGAAAUUUAGAUCCUAAGCGGUCAUAACAAUGCAAGUUUUCAUAUAAUACACCUACAUCCUUCAGUGAAAUCAAUUAAAACACGGAUGAUCAUUUUUUUAAACAUUUGUACAAUAAUCAUCAAGUAAAUGCUUGUAUGCUGCUCAUCAGGAUAUAUUGUAUUUACCAUACUCUGAAGUACAAAUUAUAAUCUAUAGAAAAAUCAGAUUAUCUUAAAAAUACAGUGCAUGCAGAGGACUUAAAGAUGCUUGCUAGAGUGACAGAGCCAGAGUUUGAAACCUUUGAAAGUAUUCUGAGAUGUGUCUGUUUUCAUUUUCAGUGCAGAAUGGGUUACCAUACAGCCUUUUUGUAUAAUAUAAACUAUGCGCCAUUACCCUGCUGUUCAACUCAAUAUGCUAAUGUCAAAAAAAGAGUGUGAAUGCAGAGUUUGCUAAUGUGGAUCCCACCCAAAGACUUACAAUCAUUUUGUUAUGUGUUUAUGAAGAUUGUUGGUGUUCAUGAUCAGAGGAGUAGUAGACCCCAUCAUUUUAUGAAGGUGAUAAUUUAAUUGUUGGUGUUCCUAAUAAUCUGAAUAAUUUGGAAGGAGAAUAAUUCACUUCUUCAUUCAGGUGAUCUCACUUGAUUAUCUCCUCACGUCUGCUUGUUCUCCAUCUCUGCUCCCACCUCUUGCUCACUUUGCUGUCUCAGUUCCCACCUCCAACUUUCCUUCCAGUUUCAGCUCCCGACUGCUGCUCAUUCCCGACUUGGCUCCACUCUUGCUCAUUCCUGCCUCUUGCUCCCUUGCCUGAUUCAACUCCUGCCUCUCACUCCCCUUCCUAAUUCAGUUUCAUGCUCACUUACCCAAUUUAGCUCCUCGUCAUGUUUACCAUUGAAAUUGAAUGCCUUUGCUAGAUGUUCAAAUCUGUUAAUUAUCAAUUUGAUACGGUUAAGAUCAAAAUGAAAGACACAAAUCUUAAAUUAUCAUUGUGUGAAUAUCUGAAUCACACAGGGUUUAAGCCUAUUUGCAUGUCUAACCUUUACCUAAAAGUGUGUACUUAAUCCAUUGCUUUUAUUUCUUCUGCUAUGUUGAGAACUAAUGGUUAGUUAUUUGGAAUGCUGGGUGGCAGGACUGUAUCUGAAUAUAGAACAUCCAACAUGGGAGUAAGGUUAUUAAGAGAUAACCUUAAUUAUCUAUUUGUUACAAUAAUGCUUUGAGAUAAGUCCCUUCCAUUGUGGACGAUUGAGGUUUCAUGGUAUAAUUUUUUAACAUUUAUUUUUCACCAGUUUAUGUUUCUAGUCUUUCUUCAUCUGUAAUAGUAUUUCUCUGUUUUUUAAAAAAAGGUUUUAUUGGUUUUGCACUGUUCAUUAAUUCAGCUUUACAAUACACGCAGUGUUCAGAGUGUAUGGAAAUCCUCUGUAGAUGUUAAGUAAUGGAAGUGUGUUCUCAAAGUUGCAAUAACAUGUAAGUAUUCAAAGGAUCAAUACAAAAUCUAGAAAGUUGUUUCCAGAGGUCAUAUCAUAACUGUAUCAUUAUUUGAAAUGGUUGUACAGCCUAUAAUUCUAAUAAAACUUGUGGUGACAUGA
This is a messenger RNA of Callorhinchus milii (elephant shark), 2605 nucleotides long. RefSeq names its product map3k7 C-terminal like (gene map3k7cl). The record is from RefSeq and is a predicted model, not a curated record. NCBI's taxonomy places the organism in Eukaryota, Metazoa, Chordata, Chondrichthyes, Chimaeriformes, Callorhinchidae. The coding region runs from base 241 to 789 and encodes 182 amino acids. The transcript is spliced from 7 exons. Gene Ontology annotation, cellular component: nucleus; cytosol.